Messenger RNA from Protobothrops mucrosquamatus (brown spotted pit viper), 2078 nucleotides. RefSeq names its product trophoblast glycoprotein (gene TPBG). The transcript has a single exon. Gene Ontology annotation, molecular function: protein binding. The coding region runs from base 69 to 1253 and encodes 394 amino acids. Gene Ontology annotation, cellular component: plasma membrane. NCBI's taxonomy places the organism in Eukaryota, Metazoa, Chordata, Lepidosauria, Squamata, Viperidae. Gene Ontology annotation, biological process: negative regulation of canonical Wnt signaling pathway. The record is from RefSeq and is a predicted model, not a curated record.
GGAUCCUUUAGAGACAAGAGACGGCCCAGGGAGCACCGCAGGAGAACAGUCCCUGACAAGAGGUGGUGAUGCUGGGGUGCUCUCUUUGGCGCUGUGCAUCCCCUGCGCUAAGUGGGGUGAGGCGAGGAGCUGGGGGGCUGGAGCUGCUACUCCUGCUGGUCCUCUCAGGCUGGGUUUGGGCUCAGCAGCCACAACCACAGAUUCUCCCCUGCCCUGCGCUAUGUGAGUGCUCCGAGACAGCCCGAACAGUGAAGUGCGUCAACCAUAACUUGACAGAGGUGCCGCCUCAGCUGCCGCCUUUCGUGCAGGGCCUCUUCCUCACCCGUAACUGCAUCAGUAACCUCUCUUCUGCCUCCUUCCUCUCCGCCUCCUUCUCGGAGCUCACCCUCCUCGACCUGAGGGGCAACCAGCUGAGCUGGGUGGGCGCGGAGACUUUUGCUGGGCUGCCCCACCUAACGCAGUUGGACCUCAGCGAUAAUUCACUCACUUGGCUCAGCCCCAUGGCCCUGGGCAAUACCAGCAGCCCCCUGGAAGAACUGGACCUGAGGAGCUCCCUCUACAACAACAGCUUUGUGUCCCUGGUGGCGGAGCUGCUCCAGACGGGCACACUUCUCAACUUGAAGCGCUUGGACCUGUCGGAUAACAAUUUGAUUUUUCUCCCAGCCAGGAUGUUCUCCGCCCUGCCCAGCCUGGAGCACCUAGACAUGCACAACAACUCAGUGGUGAGCUUGCAUAAAGUGUUCUUGGGGAACCUCCGACAGCUGCGCAGCUUCAAUCUCGGCAGCAACGGUUUCAAGACCCUGAGGAAUGACACCCUCCAGCAGCUGCAGGGCCUCCCUUUGCUGGCCCUCAAUCUCAGCAGCAACCCCUGGGUCUGCGACUGCCACAUCGAGGACUUGGUGGACUGGCUGAAGGAGAGCAAGCAGGUCGAGGCCAAAGGGUCCCUCGAAUGCUCCUAUCCCCAGGCGUUGGAAGAGCGGUCUUUGGUGAGCAUCGAUGUGUCGGAACUCAGCUGUCCCUUUCUGAUCGAUGACCAGACCCCGCUGCAGACUUCUUACGUCUUCCUCGGGAUAGUCUUGGCCCUCAUUGGUGCCAUUUUCCUCCUGGUUUUAUAUUUGAACCGAAAGGGGAUCAAAAAGUGGAUGUAUAACAUCAGGGACGCCUGUAGAGACCACAUGGAGGGCUAUCACUACAGGUACGAGAUCAACACAGAUCCCAGGCUAACAACCCUGAACUCCAACUCAGAUGUCUGAAGAAGUACUACGGGGAAAUGGGCCUGCUGCAUAAUAGCCCUGCAUGAAAUGUAGACUUUAAAUCUUUCCCUUACUCUCACCUUCUUCCUCUUCCCGUUUCACCUAGACAUCAGAGACUUCACACAUGCAGAGAAUUAUGCCUCCCUGCCCAGCAUUCACAUAGUUGUUAUUAUGGAUGUGGUGCAUGGUAUUAGGCAGUCUGUACCAUUAUUACUUUCAAGCCUUUGCAACUCACUACCGGUUUGUGGUUCAAUAUUUCUUAGCAUCUAAACAGAUAAGAAAUGUUCCCUCUUUGUUUCCCCCUCCGAUAUUUUCAAAGAGUGAGCAUAUAUUAAAAAAUACCGUUCAACAAAGACUGCCUCAACUUUUUUUUGAGAGAGACAUUUUACCGAUUGCCAGAAGGUUGUUUUUAUGCCUCAUAAUUGGGGAAAAGGUUUAUAGGUUGCAUGCAUAUUUAGAAAAGUGACAUGUACAGACAAGCAAGUAAAUAGCAAGAAUGCACAAAGGGAAAACCCUUAGCCCGAGUAAAAUCAUAUCCCUUAGCCAAGUAAAUCAGCUACUGUACUUGGCAUGUUUGCCCUUUCCUUCGUUGUUUGUACAAACCACUUGUAUGGUUCUGCUUUUGGUAAAUAAAUACAAGCAUUUGCAAUUUAUAUGAAAAAUUGUUUUCAAGGAAUUCUCACCUCGUAUAAAUUGCAUAUGAAGUGAGUUUGCACUGUUAAACAAAUCAAUAAAUGUUUCUGUUCUGCUGCAGUAGACUAUCCUCUUCUAAUAAGGAAAUUAAGCCCACAAUACGAUAAAGAUUCUUUCCUUUUUGAUAAAAAU